Labrus bergylta (ballan wrasse) is the source of this 1538-nucleotide messenger RNA. RefSeq names its product tyrosyl-DNA phosphodiesterase 2b (gene tdp2b). The record is from RefSeq and is a predicted model, not a curated record. Gene Ontology annotation, molecular function: 5'-tyrosyl-DNA phosphodiesterase activity; single-stranded DNA binding; protein binding. Gene Ontology annotation, cellular component: cytoplasm; PML body. NCBI's taxonomy places the organism in Eukaryota, Metazoa, Chordata, Actinopteri, Labriformes, Labridae. Gene Ontology annotation, biological process: double-strand break repair.
UCAGUUAAAAAAUGUAAAGUAUAACCAUUAGAUAUUAACCGUGUGAUUUAAAUUCAUUUUUUAAUCAUGUAAAGUACUUUGUUGGAAUUCGCGAGUUCACACGGAAGCUUUUUGGCGCUACACCGGAGACAACUUGUCGAGGAAAACAAAUAAUUUCUACUUUUCCAUCUACUUUUUUUGUUCAAUGAGUAUAAAUAGUGGCUAGAAUAAGAUGGCCUCUACGUCCGACCCCGACAGACCGACAGUUUCUAAUGUGGAAGAAAACAGAGCUCGUCUCUGCGAUGAGUUUGCUGCAAUAUCAGGAACCGACAGCGCUGUUGCUCAGUGCUACCUGGCUGAGAAUGAUUGGCAGAUGGAGAGCGCUCUGAACUCAUUCUUCGAGGCUGACAUGGAAAAAGUAUUUGAAGAAGAUUUCCCAGAGAGCGAGUCAAGUCCCAAGAAAAAGAAGCAGAAGGCUGAGGCAAAACCUCCAGCAGAAUGUGUAGAUUUAACUGGAGACAGUCCAGCCUCUGCACGUAAACCCUCAGAAGAAGAUGAAAACAAGCUGUCUCUGAUCUCCUGGAACGUGGAUGGACUCGAUACAGACAACCUUGCAGAGCGUGCCAGAGGCCUUUGCUCCUUCUUAGUCUUAUAUACUCCUGAUGUGGUGUUCCUUCAGGAGCUCAUUCCUCCUUACAUCCAGUAUUUGAGGAAACGGGCAGUCAGCUACCUAAUCAUUGAAGCUGGUGAAGAAGGUUACUUCACUGGGAUGAUGCUAAAGAAGUCACGAGUCAAAUUAAUCGAGAGCGAGAUAGUAUCUUACCCGACCACUCAGAUGAUGAGGAAUCUGCUUGUAGCUCAGGUAACUUUCAAAGGCCAGACGCUGUGCCUGAUGACAUCACAUUUUGAGAGCUGUAAAGGCCACGCGCAGGAGCGGAUGAAACAGAUGCGAGUUGUCAUGCAGAGGAUGAGAGAGGCGCCUGACGACAUCACAGUCCUGUUUGGAGGGGACACCAACCUGAGGGACACUGAGGUAGCGAAGGUCGGUCUGCCCUCGAUGGUCUGCGACGUGUGGGAGCGUCUGGGAAAGCAGGAGCACUGCCGCUACACGUGGGACACCAAAGCCAACAGCAACAAGACUGUUCCUUAUAUAAGUCGCUGUCGCUUCGAUCGAGUCUACUUCCGUCCUGCUAGCAAGGACGGGGUCCCUCGCCUGGCCCCUGACCACAUGGCCCUGGUAGGACUGGACAAGCUGGACUGUGGACGCUACACCAGCGAUCACUGGGGAAUCUACUGUAGCUUCUCGACAGAAUAAAAGUACACAAAACAACAUAACAACAACAACCAGGGAAAUCAGCUGGUCUUGUUUGUUUAGAUCUCUACAGUGCUGGAUUCAGACCAAAAUGAUACUCUCUCUGUGAAAGAAGAGAGACAUCAUUUGAGGUUGGUAACCUUUAGAUUUUAUUUUGUGAUUCGAUUUUAUUUUCUAAUGUGCCUCUUUGAGUCUUGGCUCAACUAUUGUUCCUGUACUAAAUAAAGCCAAUAAAUGUUCAAAUACC